UCCGAAGCCACCCAAGAAGAGCACCUGCAUCGGCUUCUGCCUGCCUGGCGAAGGGCUGGCGCGGGCUACGGACAGAGCCCAGAAGCCACCACACUUGAGGGCUUAGAAGCCGCCCCAAGGAAAGGCAGAGCUCCGGGGGCUCUGGGCACCUUCGGAAGCCGCCCCUGCUUCGCCACACACAGCGCCACGCCGGGCCAGCCAUGCCUCACAACUCCAUCCGCUCAGGACAUGGAGGACUGAACCAGCUGGGCGGGGCCUUUGUGAAUGGCCGGCCUCUGCCGGAAGUGGUUCGGCAACGCAUCGUGGACUUGGCACACCAGGGCGUGCGGCCCUGCGACAUCUCCCGCCAGCUGCGUGUCAGCCAUGGGUGUGUCAGCAAAAUCCUUGGCAGGUACUAUGAAACUGGCAGUAUACGCCCAGGUGUGAUUGGGGGCUCCAAGCCCAAAGUGGCAACACCCAAAGUGGUGGAGAAGAUUGGGGACUACAAGCGGCAGAAUCCCACCAUGUUUGCCUGGGAAAUCCGGGACCGCCUCAUGGCAGAGGGUGUUUGUGACAGUGACACUGUUCCCAGUGUGAGCUCCAUCAACAGGAUCAUCCGGACAAAGGUGCAGCAGCCAUUCAACCUUCCCAUGGAUAGCUGUGUGGUGUCUAAAACCCUGAGCCCAGGCCACAACCUCAUCCCCAGCUCAGCUGUGACUCCCCCAGAAUCCCCCCAGUCGGACUCUCUGGGCUCCACGUAUUCCAUCAACGGUCUUUUGGGGAUUGCUUCACCCGGCAGUGACAACAAGAGGAAGAUCAAUGACAGUGACCAAGAAAGCUGCCGGCUCAGCACAGACUCCCAGGGAAGCAGCAGCACUGGGCCCUCACACAAGCACCUGCGCAGCGACCCCUACGGGGGGCAGCACCUCCUCCUCGAGUGCCCCUUUGAACGACAGCACUUCCCUGAGGCCUACACAUCCCCCAGCCAUGCCAAGGGAGAGCAGGAAGCGACUACUCUGGGAAUGCCUACAGCCACGCCCCUUACUCCAGCUAUGGGGAGACGUGGCGCUUCCCCAACUCCGGCCUACUGAGUUCUCCGUAUUAUUACAGUUCGCCCUCCCGGGGCCCAGUUCCCUCCACCACCGCCACCACCUAUGACCACCUCUAGAUGACCCGCCCAGUGGCAGACAGAGCCAAGGGCAGCCCGAGUGAGUCGGAAGAGGCCAGCUGUCUUCAUUGCCCAGAGAAACUGACUGUGGCCGGAUGCCGGGGGCCUGGCUUGGGGCCGGGGUGGAGAAAUGCCCAGCGCAGGCCCAGGAAGCGGAGCCAGCAGCUACCCCGGAUAUUUGCAUGGAGGUGCCAGCCACGCCACUCCCACUGGGGCGGGAAAGGAGGGGGCAGCAGAGGCACGGCUGGUGGUGAACAGAGGGAGGAGGAGCAGCAGCAGGCUGGAGGGCGGCGUGGUGGGGGAGGAGGUGUGGGGCAGUGGGAAGGGCGGAGCAGGCUAGCGUGGCCCCUGGCUGCCGAAGGAAGGGUUGAGGCAGCCGCUUGACAAGAGGACAUGAAGUGCCCUGUGCCCACUUCCAGAGGGGCCGCUGUGUUCGCCUUCUCCUUCCAGGACAGCGGGAGGUGUGUGUGGGUCUUGGGAAGAACUGGGGGUCUGCAAGAUGUCCAGCGAGUGAUAUGGAGCGAGGGGCAGGGAUGGUCUCCUCCUCUCCAAGAAGCGGUAGCCUUUCCAUGCCAUCUGCAUUCUGGGUGCCGCUUCCUGGGUGCUUCCCUCUUCCUGCUGCUGCUGCUGCCCACAUCUGCCCUCACCCCUUGACUGCAGCUCCAGGUCACAGCGCGCGCGCACACACACACACACACACACACACACACACACCCCGCUUAGGGUCCUGCUGCCUCCAGCUUUAUUUCAGUCGCAUUGGAAACGGCAAGAAAGGGAGGCACAAGCACAGCCUUGCAGCCUGGGCGGGGGGCGGGGGGGCAGCUUCUGGGGGUGGACAGCAGCAGGCAGUUUGGGCUGGUAGCUGAGAAGAGGGGAGGGCAGGGCAGCAGAGGGGCCAAGCCCCUUCCUGGCUAGUAUGGUGGGGGGCUCAACAGGCAGAGCAGGACACCAGGUGGGGGGCUGCUCAGCAUCCCACCUUCACAUCCCCGUUUCUUGCUGAGCAACUGGCACCUUGCCUCCUCGGUGGGCCUCUGAAUCAGCGGCAGUGUGUGCCUGCAGACCCUGCCUGGCUUCUCCUCUCUUCUCGGUCACUUCCUCCUCCCUCGGCUUGCUUUCCCUCAUCCUCACUGACUGGCUGCCACAAUCCAGAGCCUCAUCCUGCCAGGUGCAAAAGGCCCUUGCCUCCCUUUCAAGGCUCAGCGUGCCUGCAGGCGGGGGUUGCUGACCCCAGGGGCGCUCUUCCCUUGCUCAGUGGCAGGCAGGGCAGAUGCAGGCCUGCCUCUGCUUCCAGACACUCCACCCCCUUGGAACUGGGCAGGGCUCUCCUUCUGGCCUCCAACGGGCUGCGGUAUCCCCUCUGUCCUGGGAAGGCUCCUGUGUCUGUAUUAAAUGCACACCAAACCUGUCCUCCUGGAGUCCUACUGCUGGGCCCCAGAGCAGUGAGUAGUGAAGCUAGCGGGGACCACUGCCCUUCGUUGCUUGUGGGAGGCAGGCAGGGGAUCUCCAUCUUCCUCACUUUUUGGCCAAAGAAGGCAGGAAGAAGAGGAGGAGGAGGAGGAGCCAGCCAGAGCCAGCUGAGUGAUGAAGGCUGCAGGUCCCUGCAGGUUCCAGCCGAAAGGAUCUCCGGUCUAGCAGGUCCGGGCAUGGAAAGUUGCUGCCAGGCCAAGUCGACAGCGCCAGGCUAGAUGGCCUGACCGACUGACUCUGCUCCAGACUGCUCCAUGUAUAUGCAGCCGGCCAGCUGUCUCCACUGCAGCAGAGAAGACCGUGCGAUAAGACCAGCCCACACCUGAAGAGGGGCCACAGCGGAGCGGCAGCGUGGCUUUGCAGGCAUGCGGACGGUCCCAGGUUCGAUUUCCAGCUAGAAGGAUCGGGAGCUGGGCAAGACCUCGAGCUUCCAUGCCUGGAGAGCCACUGCCAGUCAGAGCAGAGAUGCCUGGGCUGGGAGGGUCUGGCUCUGCAGAAGGGAGCUUCCCAAGUUCACCUUCCACUGCCUUGGGGGCUUCCCUCUCCCACAAUGCACCUUCCGCAGGGGAGUGAGCAAGGUGCCAGCCAGGAAGGGUUAGGGUUAGGGUGCCCCGGCCGCCCCACCCCACAGCAGGUCAGCAGGUGUGGUGGCAAAGGAGGUGAUCUCUGGAAACCUCUGCAGCUCUGGGCUUUUAUUUUCAAAAGCCAUCGUUUGCCCCAAUGCUUGUGGAAAUAACCUUGAAAAUGUAACUUCUAAUGAUCCAGCCAUUAAAAGAGACCAGAAUUCCACGUCACAGAAA
Messenger RNA from Hemicordylus capensis (graceful crag lizard), 3414 nucleotides. RefSeq names its product paired box 8 (gene PAX8). Gene Ontology annotation, biological process: anatomical structure development; regulation of transcription by RNA polymerase II. The coding region runs from base 201 to 1070 and encodes 289 amino acids. The transcript is spliced from 9 exons. Gene Ontology annotation, molecular function: RNA polymerase II cis-regulatory region sequence-specific DNA binding; DNA-binding transcription factor activity, RNA polymerase II-specific. Lineage: Eukaryota; Metazoa; Chordata; Lepidosauria; Squamata; Cordylidae. The record is from RefSeq and is a predicted model, not a curated record.